ACUUUCAGGUUUGCUCUUUAUAGGAGAUGCAAUUCUACAGAUUAAUGGAAUUAAUGUGAGAAAAUGCAGGCAUGAAGAAGUGGUUCAGGUCCUUCGCAACGCAGGGGAAGAAGUGACCCUGACUGUGUCCUUUCUGAAAAGAGCACCUGCUUUUCUCAAACUGCCACUGAAUGAAGAUUGCGCAUGUGCCCCCAGUGACCAAAGCAGUGGCACAUCCUCUCCCCUCUGUGACAGUGGUUUGCAUCUCAACUACCAUCCUAACAACACAGAUACAUUAUCAUGUUCCUCAUGGCCAGCAUCCCCAGGACUUAGGUGGGAAAAAAGGUGGUGUGAUCUCCGAUUAAUUCCACUUCUUCAUUCACGGUUUUCCCAGUACCUUCCCGGAUCAGACUUAUGCAGGCAAAAUGCGUUCCAAGUAAUUGCUGUGGAUGGGGUUUGCAGUGGAAUAAUUCAGUGUCUCUCUGCUGAAGACUGUAUUGACUGGCUACAAGCAAUAGCAAGUAACAUUUCCAACCUCACAAAGCACAAUAUUAAAAAAAUCAACAGGAAUUUUCCCGUAAACCAGCAGAUAGUCUACAUGGGCUGGACGGAAGAACGGGAACAAGACUCCCUUCAGGAUCGAAUGUACACACCAAAGUUUCUAGCACUGAGGGGAUCUUCCCUGUAUAAAUUUAUAGCACCUCCAGUCACAACCUGGGAUUGGACACGAGCUGAGAAAACAUUUUCAGUUUAUGAGAUAAUGUGCAAAAUUCUCAAGGACAGUGAUCUACUGGACCGGCGGAAACAUUGCUUCAGUGUCCAGUCGGAAUCUGGAGAAGAUCUUUACUUUUCUGUGGAAUUAGAGUCGGACCUAACACUAUGGGAAAAAGCUUUCCAAACAGCAACUUUUUUAGAAGUUGAACGGAUACAGUGUAAGACGUAUGCCUGUGUUUUGGAGAGUCAUCUUAUGGGACUUACCAUUGACUUUAGCAUGGGCUUUGUCUGUUUUGAUGCCGCCACAAAGGCUGUACUUUGGAGGUACAAGUUUUCCCAGCUCAAAGGUUCUUCAGAUGAUGGGAAGAGCAAAAUCAAAUUUUUGUUCCAAAACCAAGAUACUAAGCAAAUUGAAGCAAAGGAGCUGGAGUUUUCCAACCUGUUUGCAGUCCUUCACUGUAUCCACUCAUUCUUUGCAGCCAAAGUGGCUUGUUUGGACCCUUUGUAUGUAGGCAGCCAAGCCACAACUUCUGCUGCUCCCACAACUUCUGGUACUGGCAAAUUAAAGUAUACUACUUGACAUCUCACAUUACAGCACUGCCACUUAACAGCAAGACAUAACAAUGUAUAAAUAUUCAUAAGAUGUAGACCUUUGGCGAACCAUGUAUGUGGAAA
Messenger RNA from Leptosomus discolor (cuckoo roller), 1368 nucleotides. Lineage: Eukaryota; Metazoa; Chordata; Aves; Leptosomiformes; Leptosomidae. The record is from RefSeq and is a predicted model, not a curated record.